AGGCUUGUCGAUUGCCAGAGUUAGGAAACGUGGCCUUAGCAAAGGAGAAUCCAACAUUAGUAGAAACGAGCUGUCUUGAUAGCAGGCAAAUAGCGUACACGACUCCGUUGGGUUGGUGGACAACUUGCAAACAUGGCCGAUGUUAAUCAAGGAUCGGUCUUACCUAGCGAAACUUCACCUCCCGCUCUGGACGGACUGAAUGUAACCGACUCAAAUGGUACCGACGCUGUCAACGCGACAGUGGCCAAGUUUGUGGCGACACCGGAGGGAACAGCACUGGCAUAUGGCAGCCUUGUGUUCAUGGCCCUGUUGCCCAUCUUCUUCGGUGCACUGCGGUCCGUCAGCUGCGGCAAAAGCAAGAACUCCUCAGACAUGCCAGAGACCAUCACAGGCAGAGAUGCUGCACGGUUCCCCAUCAUUGCCAGCUGCACCCUUUUCGGCCUCUAUCUUUUCUUCAAAGUUUUCUCUCAAGAGUACAUCAACUUGCUGCUGUCAAUGUAUUUCUUUGUCCUGGGGAUUUUGGCACUGUCUCAUACAAUGAGUCCCUUCAUGAACAGGAUCUUCCCUGCUAACAUUCCCAUCAAGCAGUACCAGCUGCUCUUCACUCAGGGCUCGGGAGAGACCAAAGAAGAGAUUGUCAACUAUGAGUUUGACACCAAGGACAUGAUCUGUCUGGUCAUCAGCACUGUGGUUGGGGUCUGGUACAUCCUCAAGAAGCACUGGAUUGCCAACAACCUCUUUGGCCUGGCGUUCGCCCUGAAUGGGGUGGAGCUUCUGCACCUGAACAACAUCAGUACUGGCUGCAUCCUGCUGGGGGGGCUGUUUGUUUAUGAUGUCUUCUGGGUAUUUGGCACCAAUGUCAUGGUUACUGUGGCCAAGUCGUUCGAGGCACCCAUUAAGUUGGUGUUUCCCCAGGACCUGCUGGAGAAGGGUCUGGGCGCCAGUCAAUUUGCAAUGCUGGGCCUGGGAGAUAUUGUCAUUCCAGGUAUCUUCAUUGCUUUACUUCUCCGCUUUGAUGUCAGUCUGAAGAAGAACACCAGGACCUACUUCCACACCAGCUUCCUGGCCUACAUCUUUGGCCUGGGCCUGACCAUCUGGGUCAUGCAUACCUUCAAACACGCCCAGCCUGCCUUGCUGUACCUGGUCCCAGUCUGUAUUGGAUUCCCAGUGGUUGUAGCUCUGUUGAAAGGAGAACUGACUGAGAUGUUCAGGUAUGAGGAAGUGUCUGCUGAAGAUGCUGCUGCUGCUGCUAAAGAAGAGACUACACAGGUUGAGAAAAAAGACAAAUGACGACAAAGGUCCUACAAGGUCGUCCAUCACUCUCUGGCACCACGUUCACAGCAGCCCUCCUCUCUAUACACAUCCUAGAAGGGUGUUCAUGUUUCCCAGGAGUUCUGUGCUGUACAUGGAAGUGGAUCAUUUGUAUUAAAUAUCUGUUAUAACAUUGGGAAAUGUUGUAGUUUAAGUGUUUUGUAAAACAGCUUUUUGGUGCCUAUGUUUUCCUUGUUUUGUAUUCCUUUCCCUUUUGCAUUCUCAUAUGAUAUUUCUUGUUUCUAUUUCAUUUGAUUCGCCAGUAUUUUAAACUCAUAUGCUUUACUAUUUUCUUUUUGGGUAAAUCUGAGAUCACAGGAAGCUGAACAUUUUAGAAAUUGCUCUCGGAGUCUCAGAUAACGGUGGUUUAGUUUGGUUUCUGUCCAGUCUUGGUUUGCUAUAGGAAUCCCUUCCUCAUCGAGAAUGAAACAUCAUUGGACGAUGUGAAGGAGGCUGGAGAUGAGUCUACGAUUGUCAUACACAUGCUUUAGAAGGAACUUCACCUUUGCUACUGUCCUCUGGCCUGGAAGUAGGCCUAAAUACCUACCAUUCUCAAGGUAUAAUUGUGCCAAUUUGGUAGUGCAUGUAAUUACAUGCCGCCUGACUUGUUGACCAGUGUAACGGUAAUAAUAGCUUAGAAUUCAGAUCAGCUUAUUUCAGGAAGUAACUAAACUGUGCAAUCAUGAUAUCACAUUUUGAUAUUUGUAUGGACAUUUGCUAUGACACAAUGAGAUUUCUGAGAGUCAUACUCCGCCAUACUCAGUCAUAUCUAAUCAGAUGAGUCUGUUGUAUGGAAAUAAUGUAUUAGUAUAGAAGUGGGUUAUGUCCUGUGCAGUGACUGAGAGGUACCUGCAGACGGAGACCGUGUCGACAGAACCAUAUCUCCUAGGAGAGAGGAGACCCAGGGGAUCAAAUGAUUCCUCUUGCUUUAGGUUGGGAUUGUGCGGCUUUGAUUAUGUAUAAGUUCUGUCCUUUUGCAGAAUGGAGCAGUGUGUUUCAGGCCCAGAUAGAAGGGGGGGGGGGGGGGGGGCUUUUUCAUGUUAGGGAUUUAAGAUUGAGCAAUUCUGUAGUAAUGUGUUUAGGUGAAGAUCAUGCUCUGCCUGGUGAAGUUCAGUAACCCUGCUAUCGUUUCCAAUAAAUAUACUUUUUUUUUCUCCUAUUCUACUUGUGUAAUUCAAAGUUUAUUAUGAGCCUUUGUUUAUGAGCUGAUAUCUAUUUUUAUUUUCAAUAAAUGUUGGUGUAUAUCACCGUAGAGAAGCAUAA
Molecule: messenger RNA, 2574 nt
Organism: Salvelinus namaycush (lake trout)
Lineage: Eukaryota; Metazoa; Chordata; Actinopteri; Salmoniformes; Salmonidae
Product: minor histocompatibility antigen H13-like
Exons: 12
Coding region: 133-1290 (385 amino acids)
Biological process (GO): membrane protein proteolysis
Cellular component (GO): cytoplasmic side of endoplasmic reticulum membrane; lumenal side of endoplasmic reticulum membrane; membrane
Molecular function (GO): aspartic endopeptidase activity, intramembrane cleaving
Source: RefSeq, a predicted model, not a curated record